Molecule: messenger RNA, 1782 nt
Organism: Psylliodes chrysocephalus
Lineage: Eukaryota; Metazoa; Arthropoda; Insecta; Coleoptera; Chrysomelidae
Source: the annotation of a GenBank genome assembly
UCAUUACAAUAAGGUACUGCUGUCAAAAUGAUAUUAGACUUGAAGAAAAAGUUGUAUUUUAAUAAAGGAAAUUUUUUCCAAUAUUUUGCCACUCUUACAGGAGCAUGCUCGAUAAUGAGCUCAGGCAUAAAUUUGGGCUGGACCUCACCCUACCUACCUAAAUUGAUGUCAAACACUUCGCUGAUUCCAACAACCAGCGAAGAAGGAUCAUGGUGUGCCGUGGCACCUUUGAUAGGAUCACCGUUUGGAGCACUAACAGCCAUAUACCUGGUAGAUAGAAUAGGACGAAAAGCGACAGCAUUACUAAUGGCACCAAUAGUAUCGAUUUGUUUUAUUUUGAUAGCAUUUUCUUCGUCGAUAUGGGAAAUAAGUUUAUAUAGGUUUAUAAUAGGUGCAACUGAAGGUGGUUCUUAUACAGCAUUACCUAUGUAUAUUGGAGAAAUAUCUGAUCCUAAGAUUAGAGGCUUCCUAUCAGCUACCAUAGCUAUAUUUGCUAUAUUUGGUACCUUAUUUAUUAACGUCAUAGGUUCCUGGAUGGAUAUAUUUAUGUCUAGCAUCGUUUGUGCUGUUAUCCCGCUAAUCCAUUUAGUAAUUUUUUCGUUCAUGCCAGAAUCUCCUUACUAUCAUAUUAAGAAAAACAAUCCAGCUGCUGCUAGGGAAUCUUUGGAAAUCUUAAGAGGUAAAGCAAGUGUAGAUGAUGAAAUGGAAGGACUAUGCAAAGCUGUAACUAGACAAGAACGGUCUGAAAAAACUGGUUUCUUGGAUUUGUUCAGCGUCCCCAGUACAAGAAAAGCUUCUUUCAUUUUCUUAAUAUUGUGCAUGACCAACAAGUUCAGUGGUAAAAAUCCUUGCUUGUUCUACACAGAAGCUAUUUUUAAAGAAAGCGGUAGCAGUAUCAAUCCAACUUUAUCAGUAAUUAUUUACUGCAGCGUAGAACUAAUAGCAGUAGUUAUCAGUACUUAUUUUAUAGUAGACAGAUUUGGUAAAAGGUUACUAAUGAUCACUUCUACAGCCGGUUGCGCUAUAUCGGUAUUCUUGCUAGGUCUAUUCUUUUACUUCAAAGAUUACCAUAUAGGAAUAGUAGAAACUAUUGAUUGGCUGCCAAUCACAGCUCUAGUUUCAUACAACAUUUUCUUCAGUAUAGGUUUAGCUUUUGGUCCAGUGCUAGUCUUAAGUGAGUUCUUUCCUACAAACGUCAAAGCCAAAGCUUUGGGCGUAGCCGAUACUUUCUCAGUACUAAUGGGUACAAUCGUAUCAAAGUUGUUCCAGAUAACUAUGGACGAGUUUCACACUAUGUCAGUUCCGUUUAUAUUCUUUUCCGUAUGUUGUGCAGUAGGAUUCGUUUUCGUAAUUAAGUAUGUACCAGAAACUAAAGGAAAGACUUUGGAGGAGAUACAGCAGUUUCUGAUUGGGGAAAGUAGUACUACUUCUAUUGAGAUGACUAGAGGGAUUAGGCUGUAAUAUUCUUCGAUUUUAAUGGUUUUAAUACAUAAAAAGUUAUUUUUGAUUAUAUUGAAGGAUUUAUAUAAAUAGUUGUUGAAGUUUGGAUGCACAAUUAAGGUAAAUUUCUUCAGGAACCCAUAUUAUCAUGACAUGAUUCAUAUUUUGUAUUAAAUGGUAUGUAUUUUAGCCAAACAUUUAGAAGUCUGACAGGGAUUCUGCAACCUUUCUUUUGUGUGUGUCAAAAGGACUACAGGACUAAACGAUUUUUUGAACCUGCCAAUUUAUGUAUUAAUUAUGUUUAUAUUUUUGGUAGGAACAAAUGGUUUUAUAUUAAAACGC